Molecule: messenger RNA, 1211 nt
Organism: Triticum dicoccoides
Lineage: Eukaryota; Viridiplantae; Streptophyta; Magnoliopsida; Poales; Poaceae
Exons: 2
Coding region: 45-758 (237 amino acids)
Source: RefSeq, a predicted model, not a curated record
AGAUUCGCAUCAGGGAUUGUUUUUUAGUCCGUAUUCUCUAUAGUAUGUCUGCUUUUUCACAGACUAUGGCCCACUUACCUACCGCAUUCAUUUCGACGUCCGUCAUCCCGUGCGAGGCGGCUCAGAUGAAUCUUUGCGUCGUGGUCCACGGCUCAUCCGUUAUCUUCCCAAACGGUGCCCUCCGGGGAUAUUUUAAUGUUUCUGCACUGCGUCGCCAGCACCACCCCUUGCUCUCGAAGAUUCAUCUACGCCCUGCUCCUCACCCUUAUCCUCUCCUUGGCGACCAUGGCUGCUUCUUCUUCAUCAUCACAGCCAGACGAAGUGCUGCCACUGAUUCCUUGCGCCAAAUGCUUAAGGUGGUCACCUUCGUCUCUCGCAGCGGAACUCGGUACUACAAGUGCGUCAGGAAAGAUGCUGGGCUAUGCCAGUUCAUGAGAUCCACCAAGACGUACCUGCCGGAGCUGACUCGUCAUGGCCUGUUGCAGCCGUAUGUGCUGCAGGCUGCAUCACUCCCUUGCCGUCCACCCAUCCCGCCGUCUGGUCCUCUCCAGCGGAGACUAAGGCGAGAGCACAACUUCGACGACGGCGGACAGGCGGAGAUUCAGCCUGCCCAUGUAAGCAACCAGCCACCGCUGCAGCAGUCCACUGUUGCCCGCGCGGCGCCUCAAUGCUGCUUCACUGACAGCCAGCGUACGACACUGCUCCUGGCCGGAACCAACUUCAUCCUCGUCGUCGCCAUGCUGAAGCAGCUAGUUUAGUGGUCAAUGAUCCAUGUAGUAUGGAGGAGUCGUCUAGUUAAGUCUUAAGUCCACUGUUUUUUAGUUUGAUUAUUCCACUAUGUGCCUCCGGUCUAGUUUCUACUGCUCGUUUUUGUGUUCAACUCGACCAUCCCGACGCAUUUUGUCAGGUCAUUUGUAUGCCAGCAUGGAUAUGUAAAUUAACGUACUGCUCAGAGUGUUUGAGGUUCUCCAGUAAUCACCGCGUCCUGUGCUGCCCAUGCCGCUCUUCUAAUGUUUACCCUUUUUAUUCACCGGUUGGAUCAGCCAGAUCCUCAUUAGGAGUUGGUAGAUUUGGCAGCCACAUAUGCCUAGUUCGCUCCAUAGAAAUCAUUUCAAACCAAGACGGAUGUCCAUAACUUAUAAUUACUUCUUCAUUCACGCUUCAGAUGCAGCCAAUACAUCUCUACAUUCAGUUUCUAGCUUGAGUGUAUA